Messenger RNA from Cervus elaphus (red deer), 3176 nucleotides. RefSeq names its product doublecortin like kinase 3 (gene DCLK3). Gene Ontology annotation, molecular function: ATP binding; protein kinase activity. The transcript is spliced from 5 exons. Gene Ontology annotation, biological process: protein phosphorylation; intracellular signal transduction. Bases 308 to 2719 code for a protein of 803 amino acids. The record is from RefSeq and is a predicted model, not a curated record. NCBI's taxonomy places the organism in Eukaryota, Metazoa, Chordata, Mammalia, Artiodactyla, Cervidae.
CCCGAGGGCCACCUCGGGCGCUCUCUGGAGAAGAAAGGGGUGCGCGAGCAAGUUCAAAGCGGGCCCCGCCUGCCUGCAGGGCCCGGCGGGGAGCGGGGCGGGGCGGGGCGGGCGCCGGGAGGGAGGCGGGGCGGGCGCGCGGUUGCUAAGCCGGCGCCCCCGGAGACGUUCCCCGUGGCUGUCGCCCGGCGCAGCACAGGGCGGGCGGCGGGAGGGAAGGAGAAGAGGAGGCGGCGCGGGUUCCUCGCCGCUCGCGCCGCGCCCGCCCUGCCGUCGAGCCGCGGUCCCGAGUCCGGGCCUCCGAGCCAUGCCCGCCGCCGCGCCCGCCCCGCGCCCGCCGCCGCCGCCUCCCGGCCGGCCAGCCCCCGGCUGCCCCACUCGGCCCGCCCCGGGACAUCGAGGUCUCUGUGAACAUUCUCUAAAAUGUUUAAGCUCGAGAAUCAUGGAGCGGAAGCUGCAGGGCACCUGGCUGCCUGCUGGCCGAGGAGGCCUGGAGAAACCAUCCCUGGGGUCACGCAGCUCUGCGGUGCCUGCAUUCAGCCCCCAGAGUGGCCUUCACCCCAUCCACGCUGAGAACAGCCAGCUGAAGCCCAGGGUCGUGACCGUGGUCAAGGUGGGCGGCCACCCCCUCCGCAAGAUCACCCUGCUCCUCAACAGGCGGUCCGUGCAGACCUUUGAGCAGCUCUUGGCCGACGUCUCAGAGGCCCUGGGCUUUCCCAGGUGGAAGAGUGACCGCGUGAGGAAGCUGUUCAACCUCAAAGGCCGGGAAAUCAGGAGUGUGUCUGAUUUCUUCAGGGAAGGAGAUGCUUUCAUAGCGGUGGGCAAAGAGCCGCUGACGCUGAAGAACAUCCAGGUGGCUAUGGAGGAACUGUACCCCAGCAAAGCCUGGGCCCUGACUUUGACCCAGCAGCACAGCCAGAUCCCCUCUCCAAGGCUGAGAAGCAGACUUUACAGCAAGGCUGUGAAAGGGGGUCCCCCCUGUGGGGAGACCGAGACUACCAAUAGCAGCGGUGAGGCUGCCAGGUCCCCGGCGGCCAUCAGACCCCAGGGGCAGACCCCCGGGGAGGACAGGGCCAGGACCCCGAAGAAGUGGGGCAGAGGGAAGUGGGAGCCCGAAUCUGGCAGCAAGGCGCCCAAGGAUGCCACCCUGGAGAGGCGUGCCAGUGGAGAGAAGCACCUGGCAGUGGAGAUCGAAAAGACAUCGGGGGAAUUGAUCAGGUGUGAAAAAUGUAAGCGGGAGAGAGAGCUCCAGAGAGAGCAGGGCCUGCAGAGGGAGCGACUGUCCCUGGGCACCAGCGAGCUGGACCUGGGCAGGUGCCCCCGCUACGACGUGGAGAGGCUGGUGAGGACCAGGAGCUGCCGGAGGUCCCCGGAGGAGAAGCCCCAGGGUGGGGAGGAAGGCUGGAAGGAGGGUCCCCGGAGCAGUCCUGGACACCCCCCGCAGGAACCAAGGAGACCCAGCAAAAGCGUCGACAAGAAAGAGGACAGAGACCCCGGAGGCCAGGAGGGUCAUCCCCCUGCUGCAGCCAAGGCCAAGAGGGACGUUUUCGUUGGGGAAACGCAGCUCCGCCGAGAGGAGAAAGAUGGCAGGAACGCAGGCAGGAGCAAGCCGGGAGGCUGGCUCCGGAGGGAGCAUCACGCCGACCUGGAUCCGGAGAAGCUCCGCAGGACCCGAGGGGACGAGCAGGAGGCGGAGAAGGAGAAGAAGCCCGGGGUGUCCGGAGCGAGGAGGAUGAUGGUUCCCCGCGAUGAGCCGCCAGCCAGAAUCGAAAAGGAGCCCAAGACGAGGCCGGAGGAGAGCAAGGCGGAGCGGCCGGGCCGGAGGCGGCGGCCCGCGGGCAUCCUGGCGGCCGACGUGCGGAAGCACUACGAGCCGGGCCGGGUGAUCGGCGACGGGAACUUUGCGGUGGUGAAGGAGUGCAGGCACCGAGGCACCCGGCAGGCCUACGCCAUGAAGAUCAUCGACAAGGCCAAGCUCAAGGGGAAGGAGGACAUGGUGGACAGCGAGAUCCUCAUCAUCCAGAGCCUCUCUCACCCCAACAUCGUCAAACUGCACGAAGUGUACGAAACGGACGCCGAGAUCUACCUGAUCAUGGAGUACGUGCAGGGAGGGGACCUGUUCGACGCCAUCAUCGAAAGUGUGAAGUUCCCCGAGCGCGAGGCCGCCAUCAUGCUCAUGGACUUGUGCAAGGCGCUGGUGCACUUGCACGACAAGAGGAUCGUCCACCGGGACCUCAAGCCGGAGAAUCUGCUGGUUCAGCGAAAUGAGGACAAAUCUACCACCUUGAAACUGGCUGAUUUUGGUCUUGCAAAGCAUGUGGUGAGGCCUAUAUUUACUGUGUGUGGGACUCCAACUUAUGUAGCUCCUGAAAUCCUCUCUGAGAAAGGUUACGGGCUGGAGGUGGACAUGUGGGCCGCGGGCGUGAUCCUCUACAUCCUCUUGUGUGGCUUCCCCCCAUUCCGCAGCCCAGAGAGGGACCAGGAGGAGCUCUUUAACAUCAUCCAGCUCGGCCGCUUCGAGUUCCUGGCUCCUUACUGGGACAAUAUCUCUGAUGCUGCCAAAGAUCUGGUGAGCCGGUUGCUGGUGGUAGACCCCAAAAAGCGCUACACGGCCCACCAGGUCCUUCAGCAUCCCUGGCUUGAAGCUGCCGGAAAGACCAGCAGGGCAAACCUCCAGAAGGAGGUGCCCCCCAGCAGCGAGGACCACUUCCGGAGCUAGCACAAGUGGGCUGCAAAGCAGAUGUCACAGUCACAGCAUCUACCCAGUCCUCCGUGGUCCUGCUUGGGGACAGAGAAGAAGAUAGACAUCGAGGAGAAAAACAAUGAAAAAGGCUUCUUCACAUAAUUGGAGAAUCAAGGGAAGGAGUGAAGACCCUCAGUAUAUUUUAAAGCGUAUUUAAAAAGAUAAACUUGAGUCUUAAUGUUAAAUGUUGUAACAUAUGUUUAGGUUUUUAGAUUUGAAGUCUUUAAUACGUUGUGGGAGGUGGGGUGGGGAGACUUAUUCUCAGUGAGGAAUUUUUUGGUAAUAAUGAUUUGUGUUUUGCUUCUUCCUUAUAAUCAAGUUCGUAGUAUAUAUUAUGCGAGUGGUGCUUACCAGGGUUUAAACUCCCCCUGUGAAAUUAAUCAUCCGAAUUGUAGUCCUUCCUCAUUAAUAAAAUGUGCUCUGGAUAACUGAA